This is a messenger RNA of Myxozyma melibiosi, 1011 nucleotides long. Its product is annotated as mitochondrial carrier domain-containing protein. Gene Ontology annotation, cellular component: mitochondrial inner membrane. The transcript has 3 exons. Gene Ontology annotation, molecular function: phosphate transmembrane transporter activity. The coding region runs from base 1 to 1011 and encodes 336 amino acids. NCBI's taxonomy places the organism in Eukaryota, Fungi, Ascomycota, Lipomycetes, Lipomycetales, Lipomycetaceae. Gene Ontology annotation, biological process: mitochondrial phosphate ion transmembrane transport. The record is from RefSeq and is a predicted model, not a curated record.
AUGCUGUUCCCUUCCGUUGACACCAUCAACUCUGCCUUCAAGGCCCCCGUCGAGGCUCCUUCCAAGUCGAAGUCCUUCUUCGUCAAUGCCGCCGCCCCCUCCGUCGGCAAGAUCGAGCUCUACUCCCCCGAGUACUACUACACCUGCACCCUCGGUGGUAUCCUUGCCUGUGGUCCUACUCACUCUGCCGUCACUCCUCUUGACUUGGUCAAGUGCCGAAGACAGGUGAACCCUGCCCUCUACAAGAGCAACGUCCAGGCCUGGAGCUCCAUCAUCAAGUCCGAGGGAUUCGGUGGUAUCUUCACCGGUCUCGGUGCCACCUUCAUCGGUUACUCCUUCCAGGGUGCCGGUAAGUACGGCUUCUACGAGCUCUUCAAGAAGAAAUACGCCGACGUCGUUGGCGAGGAGAUUGCCAGCAAGUACAACACUCUCGUCUACCUUGCUGCCUCUGCCUCCGCUGAGAUCAUCGCCGAUGUCUUGCUCUGCCCCUGGGAGGCCAUCAAAGUCCGCACCCAGACUACCAUCCCUCCCUUUGCCUCCUCCGUCUUCGAUGGAUACCGCAAGAUCACCGCCGCCGAGGGCUUCGGAGGUCUCUACAAGGGUCUCUCUCCCCUGUGGGCCCGCCAGAUCCCCUACACCAUGGUCAAGUUCGCAUCGUUCGAGAAGACCGUCGAGGCUAUCUACAAGACCCUUCCUGGUGAGAAGGCCGACUACUCUCUCCUUGCUCAGACCGGUGUCUCCUUCCUCGGAGGUUACAUUGCCGGUGUCUUCUGCGCUGUUGUCUCCCACCCCGCUGAUGUCAUGGUCUCCAAGAUCAACGCUGAGAAGCUUCCUGGUGAGUCUAUGGGCGCUGCCGUCGGCCGUAUCUACGCCAAGAUUGGCUUCGGUGGUCUCUGGAACGGUCUCCCCGUCCGUAUUGUCAUGAUCGGAACCUUGACCGGUCUCCAGUGGCUCAUCUACGACUCCUUCAAGGCUUUCGUCGGUCUCCCCACCACCGGAAGCAAGAAAUAA